Messenger RNA from Pelagomonas calceolata, 1108 nucleotides. The record is from the annotation of a GenBank genome assembly. NCBI's taxonomy places the organism in Eukaryota, Pelagophyceae, Pelagomonadales, Pelagomonadaceae.
ACGCAACCCAGUCGCAAUCCUAUUGUGUGGUUGCUACGGCCGUAGGUCCAACGCAGGACGUCAACAGAGCGCAUCCGCGCAGCCCUCUCUUGCUCUUUUCAGUGCGCGCACGUUGCUGCAGCAAGCGCGGCCGAGCAAUCAAGUUCCCAGCCAUCCGAGGAAACCGCUGCGCACGCGCGGAGCGAUCAUCAACCACGCGCCUACGCCAGUCGUAGUCGUAGCGUAGCAUCCGCGCCACACCAACGCGCCGCAGCGAUCAUCAACACGCCAGGAUCACCGCGUAGCGUAGACGCGCCCCACCACCAACCAUGGUCCAGAUCGAGAUCCCCACCGAGUUCGAGCCCCACAUGGUCGAGAAGAUUAGAAGUGGAGCGCUCGUGCUCUUCUCGCUCCUAAGCUUCUGGCUCAUGUCGUCGGCGAACACGAGCCACCACGCGCAGUUCCAUUAUGAAUGGUAUCCGUCGUUGACGUUUUUUGUGUGGGUCGGCGUGCUGAGCUUCUUGUAUUCGGGAGGGUUGCUGGUCGCGCAGCAUCUCAACAUGCUCGACGGCGAGCUUGGUUUAAGCUUACAACAAAAGGGGCCCUACGUCCUGCUCUUCCUGACGUACACGGCGGCCGUCGCGGCCUCGGCCACUUCCUCUGAUCUGCACCAGGUCUUCGACGUCAACGACGGGCCGGUCUGCCGCUCGCGCAUCUCCAACUCGCGGGCCGAGGCGGGCGCGCACUUCUGCGGCGACUUGGUGGCGGCCUGCGUCUUCAUGUACUUCCUGAGCGCGACGUACGCGCUCACGAUCGCCCUGCGUUCAGGAAUGGGCGGAGGCUUCGCGACGGAAAUGACGGGCGGCGGCGUGACGGACGGCUUCGCGGGGAGCACGGGGUACAACGACCUCGACGCGGCGGCCAAGGCGGACAUGCGUCCGCCCGGCCCGCCGCAGAUGAAUAUCUAAGCAGCUUCUUAACUAGUAUGAACAGACAGAGAGCGAGGGCAGCAGGGCCUCUGGCGGAAGGAGCGGGUGCGGGUUUCCUCGGCCCGGCGUGACCUCCCCGGGAGGUCACAACGGGCGUCAUAGCGCGGCUUCCGAGGCGGCAUACGGGAAUUUGAGUGCCG